This is a messenger RNA of Theobroma umbraticum, 1092 nucleotides long. The record is from RefSeq and is a predicted model, not a curated record. NCBI's taxonomy places the organism in Eukaryota, Viridiplantae, Streptophyta, Magnoliopsida, Malvales, Malvaceae.
AUGGCGAAGCUCGAGGCCUACUCGUGCUUCGCCGACAUCGCCAAUCGGCCGGCCCUCGAGCUGGCCGACCGCCUCGCGGCGCUCGCUCCGGUCGACGACGCGAAGGUGUUCUUCGGCUCCGGCGGCGCCGACGCGAUCGACACCGCGGUCAAGCUCGCCCGUGGGUACUGGCAGGCGCACGGCGAGCCCGAGCGCACCCACGUCAUCUCCCGCGAGACCGGCUACCACGGCACCCACGGCUACGGGACCUCGAUCACCGGCAUCCCGCCGAACCGCGAGGGCUGGGGCGUGCUCGCGGGCGAGAACACGGUCGCCCCGCUGCACGACCUCGACGGCGUCGAGAAGGUCUUCGCCGAGGUCGGCCCCGAGCGCGUCGCGGCGGUCGUCCUCGAGCCCGUCACCGGCGCGGGCGGGGUGCACCUGCCGAGCGAGGGCUACCUCGAAGGGGUCGCCGAGCUCUGCCGCCUGCACGGCGCGCUGCUCGUCGUCGACUCCGUGAUCUGCGGGUUCGGGCGCCUCGGCACCUGGUUCGGGAUCGAGCGCUUCGGGGUGCGGCCCGACAUGAUCACCUUUGCGAAGGGGGUGACCAGCGGCUACCUGCCCCUGGGCGGCGUGGUGGUGGCCGGCCGGGUCGCCGCGCCGUGGUGGACCACUCCGGGCGAGCGCACCCUGCGCCACGGUCCGACGUACUCCGGGCACCCGACGUGCUGCGCGGUCGGGCUGGCGACCCUCGACAUCUACGAGCGCGAGGGCCUCAUCCCCCGUGGCGAGGAGCUGGAGACCCCGCUGCUCGAGGCGCUCGCCCCGCUCGCGUCGCACCCGCUGGUGCACGAGGUGCGGGCCGGGUUCGGCCUGCUCGCCGCGGUGGAGCUCGAGCCCGAGGUGCUGGCCGCGGUGCCCGACGCCCCGAACAAGCUCCUCGCCGGGGCGCGCGCGGCGGGGGUGCUGGUGCGCGGGCUGGGCCGCGGGGUCGCGGUCUCGCCGCCGCUGAUCGUCGAGCGCGAGCACCUCGACCUGCUCGCCGAGGGCAUCCGCGCCGGGCUCGACGCGAUGCCCGUCGAGUCGCCGGUGCCGUCGGCGCCCGGGGCCUGA